GGAGCGCCGGGCGCCGACGCUGGGGAGGGACUGCCGGAUGUGAGUGGAGCGGCCAUUUCCUGUUUCUCUGCAGUUUUCCCCAGCUUUGGGUGGUGGCCGCUGCUGGGCUUCAGCUUCCCGUAGGCGGAAGGCGAGGCGGCGUGGACAGCGGCCCCGGCACCCCGCGCCCUGCCGCCCGCAGCCGCGCGCCCGCCCGCCUGCUGCUCCCCGAGCCCGCCGCUUCUCGCCUCAGUGCCCGGUCGCCGCCUCCGCCGCGGCCCACCAAGCGGCCCAGAUGCAGGCCAUCAAGUGUGUGGUGGUGGGAGACGGCGCUGUAGGUAAAACCUGCCUACUGAUCAGUUACACAACCAAUGCAUUUCCUGGAGAAUAUAUCCCCACCGUCUUUGACAACUAUUCUGCCAAUGUUAUGGUAGAUGGAAAACCGGUGAAUCUGGGCUUAUGGGAUACUGCUGGACAAGAAGAUUAUGACAGAUUACGUCCCCUAUCCUAUCCGCAGACAGUCGGAGGAACGUAUGGUAAGGAUAUAACCUCCAGGGGCAAAGACAAGCCGAUUGCCGACGUGUUCUUAAUUUGCUUUUCUCUUGUGAGUCCUGCAUCAUUUGAAAAUGUUCGUGCAAAGUGGUAUCCUGAAGUGCGACACCAUUGUCCCAACACUCCCAUCAUCCUGGUGGGGACCAAGCUUGAUCUCAGGGAUGACAAAGACACGAUUGAGAAGCUGAAGGAAAAGAAACUGACACCCAUCACCUACCCACAGGGCUUAGCCAUGGCUAAGGAGAUCGGUGCUGUGAAAUACCUGGAGUGCUCGGCCCUCACACAGCGAGGCCUCAAGACAGUGUUCGACGAAGCUAUUCGAGCCGUUCUCUGCCCACCUCCCGUCAAGAAGAGGAAGAGAAAAUGCCUGCUGUUGUAAAUGUCUGGGCCCCUCUCCCCGCUGCCCUGUCCCCAGGAACCUUUGUACGCUUUGCUCAAAAACAAUGGAGCCUUCGCACUCAAUGCCAAGUUUUUGUUACAGAUUAGUUUUUCCAUAAAAAACCAUUUUGAACCAAUCAGUAAUUUUUAGGUUUUAUUUAAACAAAUAAGUGUAAGAGUUCAAACUUUCAUAUUCUAUUAAAACUUAGCCCUAAAAUGACAAGCUUUCUUAAAGCCUUAUUUUUCAAAAGUCCCUAUUCUUGUUCAUAUUAAGAGUUGCCAAAAUACCUUGUGAACUAAGUCGCAUUGCUGUGCUAAGAACACUAAGCACUAAACUGCUCAGAGGCCUGUCUCUGAGAAGCCCAGCCUCCGCGGGGAGGGAAGGCAGACACUUCCUAACGCGUUUCCCAGGCCCGAGCAGCGCAGCUUCCCUUAGGACGCGCUGCCGUUCACUGCUCCGUCACUUAACGCGCGUGGUCGCUGCCUAACGCUGCACUGUAUGUCGUAGUGGGAUGAGUGUGACAGCCCAACUCUUUGGAUCGGUCUUUCUGAUUUCGGAGUGAUUUUUUAAAAAAAUUAGUGUGUGAGCUUUUGCUGAGAUUUUGAACAGAACUCUUACUCACGUGUUCCUCUGUUCUGCCCCAGCCGUGGGCGCACGGGGCAAGUACGGAACACCUGAUGUGAUCCAAGGAUGAAGACGGCAGUAUUUUGACAAAAUAGGAAGUGGAGAUUAAUUUACACUACAUUGUACACAUAAUAAUUAAACUGAAUAAAAGUGUCAUGGGUAAAAUUUUAAAUAGGUUAAUUUCUGUCAAAUGUAGUAGAUGAUGAAGAAAGUCGGUAUUAAUCAGUGUUUUCUUAAGCUUUUCGUUUUUCUUAAACCUGCGAUCCCUCCCAAAACUGGGCAUUUAAUUCAUCUUUGAAAUGGUCAUUCCCACGGUUACUAACUGAGAAAGUGCUUUUUUUAUGGAGCCCUUCUCACCGGGCAGUAUGCCUCCUUGUAUAAAACCUCUCUUGAUAACACUUUAGUUGUUUUUUUUUUUUUUUAAUUUCUUGUAGAUUAGUACAAGUGCAUUCCUGUUUUCAUGUUCCUUUAUUCAAAGCUAAUAAGUGCUUUCCUUACUUAGUUUUCUAGUAACUAGAUGUAAAAAUCACGUGUUGCAUCUUUACAGUUUUUAAAAUAUUUUAGAUAUUCUUACUAUGAACCUUCCUGCCAUCGCUGUCUUGCCAGCCCCCACCGCACCUUGCCUGACGCUGGCCCUCCCUGCCUCCCCGCGGACACGCUCCCUGUCGCUCUGCCUCACGAGGCCCCUGGGGGCGAGCCCCGCGCUCGUGCUCACCGAGUCCUGUGCAGCUCGCCCACUGGCGAGGCGACGAGGCAGGACCUUUCAACCACUAGAACAACAUUUUUUAAAUUGACAGUUGCAGAAUUGUGGAGUGUUUUUACAUUGAUCUUUUGCUAAUGCAAUUAGCAGUAUGUUUUGCAUGUAUGACUUAAUAAAUCCUUGAAUCAUAUGAC
Messenger RNA from Pteronotus mesoamericanus, 2428 nucleotides. RefSeq names its product Rac family small GTPase 1 (gene RAC1). The transcript is spliced from 7 exons. The record is from RefSeq and is a predicted model, not a curated record. Gene Ontology annotation, cellular component: dendritic spine; cytoskeleton; cytoplasmic vesicle. Gene Ontology annotation, molecular function: GTPase activity; protein kinase binding; GTP binding. Gene Ontology annotation, biological process: small GTPase-mediated signal transduction; engulfment of apoptotic cell; cortical cytoskeleton organization. The coding region runs from base 275 to 910 and encodes 211 amino acids. Lineage: Eukaryota; Metazoa; Chordata; Mammalia; Chiroptera; Mormoopidae.